Molecule: messenger RNA, 1518 nt
Organism: Colletotrichum truncatum
Lineage: Eukaryota; Fungi; Ascomycota; Sordariomycetes; Glomerellales; Glomerellaceae
Product: Nucleolar protein 56
Cellular component (GO): small-subunit processome; box C/D methylation guide snoRNP complex
Molecular function (GO): snoRNA binding
Source: RefSeq, a predicted model, not a curated record
AUGGCCGCCGUCAACUACCUCCUCUACGAGGCCCCCAUGGGCUACGGCGUGUUCCACGUCGAGCACCAGCCCGACAGCAUUGGUCUGCGCCAGAAGGAGGCUCAGGAGACCAUCAAUGACCUCGCCCGCUUCGGCAAGAUGGUCAAGCUCGUUAACUUCACCCCCUUUGAUACCGGAAAGCAGGCGCUGGACGAGAUCAACCACAUCUCUGAGGGUCUCAUGUCCGACCACCUCAAGUCCGUCCUUGAGCUGAACCUCCCCAAGACUUCUGGCAAGAAGUCCAAGAUCACCCUCGCCGUGGCCGAGAAGAACCUCGCGUCCGUCAUCAAGUCCACCUUCCCCGGCGUCGACUGCGAAACCUCCGAGACCUCCGAGGUCGCCGGCGACCUCCUCCGCGGCAUUCGUCUGCACGCCGACCGCCUCCUCAAGGGCCUGCAGACUGGUGAUUCCACCGCUGCCGGUCUGGGUCUGGGUCACUCCUACUCCCGCGCCAAGGUCAAGUUCAGCACCACCAAGAACGACAACCACGUCAUCCAGGCCUCCGCGACGGUCGAGUUCCAGGACAAGGGUGUCAACCAGUUCUUCAUGCGCGUGAGGGAGUGGUACGGCUGGCACUUCCCCGAGCUGGUCAAGAUUGUCUCCGACAACCUGACCUACGCCAAGCUCGUCCUCGCAAUCGGCGACAAGGCCACUCUCACCGACGAUAAGCUGCACGACCUCGCGGCCCUCGUCGAGGAGGACGGUGAGAAGGCCCAGGCCAUCAUCGACGCCGCCAAGGUCUCCAUGGGCUUGGCCAUCACCCCCGCCGAUCUCGAGAUUGUCAAGGGCUUCGCUGAGGCCGUCGUCCAGCAGGCCGAGGCCCGCCGCGCGACCGCCAACUACCUGGACAAGAAGAUGUCCAUUGUCGCCCCCAACCUGCAGACCCUCAUCGGCACCCCCGUUGCCGCCCGUCUCAUCUCCCACGCUGGCUCCCUGACCAACCUGUCCAAGUACCCCGCCUCCACCCUCCAGAUCCUGGGUGCCGAGAAGGCGCUGUUCCGCGCGCUCAAGACCAAGAGCAACACGCCCAAGUACGGUCUCAUCUACCACAGCAGCUUCAUCGGCAAGGCUUCCGUGAAGAACAAGGGCCGCAUCUCGCGUUACCUCGCCAACAAGUGCUCGAUUGCCAGCCGUAUCGACAACUACACUGAGAACCCCACCACCAAGUUCGGUGAGGCUCUGCGCCAGCAGGUCGAGGACCGUCUCGAGUUCUACGCCACCGGCAAGAAGCCCGCUAAGAACGCCGAUGUUAUGGCUUCUGUUCUUGAGCAGGUCGAGGGUGACCUGGACCUCGACGACGCGGAGAUGGUCGACGCGGUCGCCACCGAGGUCAAGAAGGAGAAGUCCAAGGACAAGAAGGAGAAGAAGGACAAGAAGGACAAGGAGAAGAAGCGCAAGCGCGAGUCCGAGGUCGGCGCCGAGCCCGAAAAGGCCGACGGCGAAAAGAAGAAGAAGAAGAAGAAGUCCAAGGACGAGUAA